GUGGAAGUGGUAGUGCCAUUGCUAUGAUGUCAAUGGUAAUUAAGCAAACAUAUUGUCAAAGUUAUUAGCGAGGCUCUCAUUAAAAAGGGGCGGAAAGGAACGAUGGAAGCCAGAGACAAUCGGGCGAUUUUUUAUGGCUACUCGAUGGGCAAUUACUUUAAUUGUGCCCGGAGCGAGCCAGGACUACGUCAGCAGGGUUCCACAAAAGACCGAAUGAUUCCCGCUACCGAUACCCAGCAGUCAAAGGAUUGCUCGGUUAAUGGAACGGCUUUGCCUUGACUUUUAUGUCACUGUAGCACUUUCGUGUAGCAUUUCUGAACAGUAAUCUACGAAUAAGACCUCUUGAAGAUGGAGACGCCGCCCCGUAGGUCGCCCAACUUAUCUCCGGAGAACGGGCAGGACAUCAGCUCCCCGAUUCGCAUCCCGGCAUCGUCAUCGAUGAAGACCCUGGGCUUUGGAAGCGGCGUGAAGGUCUACCGCCUGGACCGCUCGCCACGACGCGGCCAGAUCCGUACACCUUUGGCCGUCAAGAGAAUGACGCAAGAUGCCGUGGAGAAGAAGGAAAUGGUCUUCAACGAGCGAAUCUUGCACGAGGCGGAGAUCUUGGGGAAGCUGAAGCACCCAAACAUUGUCGGCUUCUGUGGCCUGGUCACGUCGCUGGAAGGCCUAAACAGCCUGGUCCUGGAGAUAUGCGGCAACUCGUUGGGCUCCAUUCUGGACGAGCGGCACGAGGGCAAACUGGGGCCGCUGCCCGCCAAAUACACCACCAAGGUGAUCACGGACGUGGCCCGGGCCCUGGACUUUCUGCACACCGAUGCCCGGGUGCUCCACGGCGACCUCAAGUCCUUCAAUGUGCUCAUCAACGGCGAGUUCGAGAACUGCAAGCUGUGCGACUUUGGUGUGGCUCUGCCGCUGGACGAGCAUGGCCAGGUGCAGCUCCGCAGGAGUGGCAGUCUAUUCUACGAGGGCACGGGCUUGUGGGCGGCUCCGGAGGUGAUUACGCAGUCGGAGAUCUUGGACAACAAGGCUGACAUCUUCAGCUUUGGCCUUGUCAUUUACGAGACGCUGGCCCUGGUGCCGCCGCACACCCUGAACAUGGAUAUGUUUUGCGGUGACAACAAGGAGAACCUGCCGGAUAAUGAUUUAAUCGAGGAUCUCUCCGAUCUUACGGAGAGCAGCCUCCUGCCCCCUUACGGGAUGCGGCCCGCUCUGCCAGUGGGAUUCCAGGUGAGCGAGGAACACGACAGCAUCGUCGCUCUGUUCUUCCUGUGCACGAAUGCCUCGUUGGAGGACCGUCCCGCUGCACGGACCAUUCUGCAGAGCUUUGAAAAAGGUCCUUAAGGACUAGUCCUCGACUAGAAUCAAGAUAUGUAUUGAAUACCCGACACAAGGUACAUAUGUAUAUGCUCCAUAGUGUCCUGAUCUUUUACCUUAAAUAGUGCGACAAUAACAUGGAAAAGCGAAAUAAUUUUCCUGUUUCUCUUACAAAUAAAAAAGUUCUUUGAAUAAUUUUAAAAAUGAA
This is a messenger RNA of Drosophila pseudoobscura, 1522 nucleotides long. RefSeq names its product lymphokine-activated killer T-cell-originated protein kinase-like. The coding region runs from base 349 to 1341 and encodes 330 amino acids. Gene Ontology annotation, molecular function: protein serine/threonine kinase activity; ATP binding. Gene Ontology annotation, biological process: protein phosphorylation. The transcript is spliced from 2 exons. The record is from RefSeq and is a predicted model, not a curated record. NCBI's taxonomy places the organism in Eukaryota, Metazoa, Arthropoda, Insecta, Diptera, Drosophilidae.